[Candida] anglica is the source of this 1746-nucleotide messenger RNA. The record is from the annotation of a GenBank genome assembly. Lineage: Eukaryota; Fungi; Ascomycota; Pichiomycetes; Serinales; Debaryomycetaceae.
AUGACUAACCAAGUACGACAGUCAUUGCUGUAUGACGCGUCUUUGGCUGAACAUGGACUAGAACCAUUUGAAUCUAGUGGGAGUGAUGUUGAGAAGACGAGUAGCAAGAGUAUUCGUAGUCGUACUCGAGGCUUUGGUAAAAAGAUAGGCACUUAUGGAGGGGUUAAAUUGAGAAUAUUCCGUAAAGUGUCCUUAAGAGUAUGGCUUAUUGUAGCUGUGAUUAAUAUUGCUAUAACGACAAUCAUCACCACAACUAUUCAAGUAUCGAAAUCCAAACCAAUGGAUCUUGCUUCGAUGCAUCCAGAUGAUAUUCCAUUGAGUUAUACUUCAUUAGCAUCCAAGAAAGAUGCACCAUUUGUAGAAGGGUGUCAAAUCCCUGAUACUACACAACCAAGAGCAGAUGCAGCAUUUGUAGUUUUGGUUAGAAAUUCCGAAUUGGAUGAUGUGAUUAAAUCAAUGAAUUCAUUGGAAAGACAUUUCAAUCAAUGGUUCCAUUAUCCAUGGGUUUUUCUUAAUGAUGAACCAUUUAGUGAUGAAUUUAAAGAAACCGUUAAACAAUAUACAAGUUCAGAAAUUGAAUUUGGUCUUGUACCACAGAAAGAAUGGAAUUUCCCAAAUGAAGUUGAUCCUCUUGAAUUUUAUGAGAGUAUAGAAUCUCAAGGUGAUAGAGGUAUAUUAUAUGGGAAUUUAGUAUCAUAUCAUAAAAUGUGUCGAUUUUAUUCUGGAUAUUUCUAUAAACAUGAACUUGUUAAAAAGAGAGAAUGGUAUUGGAGAGUUGAACCAAAUGUUGAAUUUUUCUGUGAUAUUACUUAUGAUCCAUUCAUUGAAAUGGAAAAACAUAAUAAGAAAUAUGGAUUUAAUGUAUUAAAUAAUGAAUUUUAUUAUACAGUUCCAGGAUUAUUCAGAGAAACAAAGAAAUAUAUCAAUGAGAAAAACAUUCAAUUAGGAAGUUUAUGGAAGUUAUUUAUUCAUGAUUCCAAAUAUACAUAUGGGAAAAAUAAAUCAAAAUAUGAUGGACUUACAAAUAAACAACAAGUUGCAAGUGAAGCAAGUAAAAAUAUGAUCCUUGAAAAAUUUUUAGAAUUAAGAAAUAAAAAGGAUUCAGAAGUUGAAGAUUUUGAUUCUGAAAUUAUGGAUAAAUUAUUUGAAGGAGUUGAUAAAAAGCCUGAAUUAUAUGAAGAUAGAAUUGAUCAAGAAGAAUAUAAUCUUUGUCAUUUUUGGUCUAAUUUUGAAAUUGCAAGAACUGAUUUAUUUACAAAUCCAGUUUAUGAAGAAUAUUUCCAACAUUUAGAGAAAAGUGGUGGAUUUUAUAAAGAAAGAUGGGGUGAUGCACCAGUUCAUUCAUUAGGGGUUGGAAUGAUGUUAAAUUUGGAAGAUAUUCAUUAUUUUAGAGAUAUUGGUUAUAGACAUACAACCAUUCAACAUUGUCCUAAAAAUCAUCCAAAUCAACUUCCAUAUGUACCCAGUGAAACAUUUGUGAAUAAACUCACCCCUAAGCAAGAAAGAUAUUGGCUUAAUUUUGAUACCCCAGGUACUGCAGGACUGGGAUGUCGAUGUAGAUGUCCAUGGUUAGCACCAGAUGUUGAAUUCAGAAAGCCACGUACCAAGAAAUGGAGAGAAUUAACUAGAGAUUCUUAUACUCCUAGGGAGCUAAUUGAUGUAGAUUUUUGGGAAGAUGAAGCAAGAAAGAAGAUUCAAAUAAAUUUAGAUUCUGGAAAAAAAUUAGGUAAAGAUCUGGGAUUUUAA